UUUGGGUCCUUCGACAUUUACAUGGAGUGGUUGAGCUAAAGCAGUUAGCCGAGGCUGUCAAACUAGUAGAAUAACAGUUGAAUUAGAUUGAAUUUGCAUUAAUGUCAUUUGUUGAAGGAAAGUGAAAAGACAACAGGUCUCCAGCAGCCAUGACCGUAGUCAUCGGGUUCGAAGGCAGUGCCAAUAAGAUUGGCAUAGGCAUCAUCAGAGAUGGUGAAGUGCUCUCCAACCCUAGACGGACGUACAUUACGCCACCUGGUCAAGGGUUCAUGCCGAGUGACACAGCCAGGCACCACCGUGCUGUCAUACUGACUGUCCUAAAGGAGGCGCUGGAGCAAGCAGGCCUGAAACCUGCAGACAUCGACUGUGUGGCGUACACUAAAGGUCCUGGUAUGGGCGCCCCCCUGGUCACAGUGGCUCUAGUGGCCCGGACAGUCGCACAGCUUUGGGGGAAGCCGCUGCUCGGCGUCAAUCACUGUAUCGGACACAUAGAGAUGGGCCGACUCAUCACCAAAGCCAACAACCCCACGGUGCUUUAUGUCAGCGGAGGCAACACGCAGGUCAUUGCGUACUCAGAGCGGCGGUACAGAAUAUUUGGGGAGACUAUCGACAUUGCUGUUGGAAACUGUUUGGACAGGUUUGCCAGAGUUAUUAAGAUUUCCAAUGAUCCCAGUCCAGGCUACAACAUCGAGCAGAUGGCCAAGAAAGGGAGUCAGUACGUGGAGCUGCCAUAUACGGUGAAAGGAAUGGAUGUCUCGUUUUCUGGGAUCUUAUCCUAUAUAGAGGAAGCUGCUAAUAAAAUGCUGAGCUCUGGUCAGUGUACAGCAGAAGACCUGUGUUUCUCACUGCAGGAGACGGUGUUCUCCAUGCUGGUGGAGAUCACCGAGCGGGCCAUGGCUCACUGUGGCUCCCAGGAGGUCCUCAUCGUCGGAGGUGUUGGCUGUAACCUUCGUCUGCAGGAGAUGAUGGGGGUGAUGUGUCAGGAGAGAGGAGCCAAGCUGUUCGCCACAGAUGAGAGAUUCUGCAUAGAUAACGGAGCAAUGAUCGCUCAGGCCGGCUGGGAGAUGUUUCGAUCCGGUCAGGUGACGGAGCUGGAAGACUCAUGGAUCACACAAAGGUACAGAACAGACGAGGUGGAGGUGACGUGGAGAGACUGACGGCCCUCAGCGACAUCAUGCUUUAACUGUACUGUUGCAGCAGGUCUGUUCUGACGUGUCAGGUGUAGGAAAUCUGCAUCUACAGGGACGACUGAGCUCUUCUGCAUCUGAUGCGAUUUUCUACGUUUCUUAAAAGCUCUUGUUUAGUUUACUCGUGUAAGUCUGCUGAUAUUCUGCUUUUCUGAGUGUCAGCAAGUUGUUCACAGCAGACAUUUUGGACUCGUCACUGUAGGGAAAGAAACCACAAGUGGAAUUAAAGAUGGCGCAGUUCCAGUAGGUUUAUGCCAUGAGUGUACAAAAGCAGGACCUCCGUUAAGUGGAAUGCAGCCAUCGUUAUGAGUGUUGCUCCCCCUGAUCUGACAAGUUAACACCAUAAAAAGAACAAAACCAACACAAGCUGAGUUUCCAUCAUUCAUUUUUAUGCGCAUUUUGAAGCAUCACAUUAGAAAAAGUUCACGCAAACAGCAGACUUUGAAAUUAAAACUGAUUUUUACACUUGCUU
Molecule: messenger RNA, 1659 nt
Organism: Stegastes partitus (bicolor damselfish)
Lineage: Eukaryota; Metazoa; Chordata; Actinopteri; Pomacentridae
Gene: osgep
Product: O-sialoglycoprotein endopeptidase
Exons: 12
Coding region: 150-1157 (335 amino acids)
Biological process (GO): tRNA threonylcarbamoyladenosine modification
Cellular component (GO): EKC/KEOPS complex; cytoplasm
Source: RefSeq, a predicted model, not a curated record